Messenger RNA from Marmota monax (woodchuck), 3560 nucleotides. It is a transcript of the gene Impg1, whose product is annotated as interphotoreceptor matrix proteoglycan 1. NCBI's taxonomy places the organism in Eukaryota, Metazoa, Chordata, Mammalia, Rodentia, Sciuridae. Gene Ontology annotation, biological process: visual perception. Bases 220 to 2622 code for a protein of 800 amino acids. The record is from RefSeq and is a predicted model, not a curated record. The transcript is spliced from 17 exons.
AGAUUACACCUGAGUGGAAGAUCAUCGGAUUAUUCCAGAAACACUGCUGCAUGUUCUUCAUAAAUUAGCACCCUCAUAGAGAUAAAUCAAAAAGGUUAUUUUCACUCAGCUGGCACCAACAUUUAAUUAUUUUUUUUCAUCCUUCUGUCAUUUUAUUUCUUUUAAUGAAAUUUGGGGGUGUUCUGUAAUUUUCAGAAUUACCAAUACACAAAAGCCAGAAUGUAUUUGGAAACUAAAAGGGCUAUUUUUGUUGUUUGGAUUUUUCUCCAAGUUCAAGGAAACAAAGAUAUCUCCAUUAGAUUAUACAAUUCUGAAACUAAAGACAUAGACAAUGCCCCAAGAAUCGAAACAGCUGACAAUACUGCAAAAAUGUACAAAGUGUCAACCAUGAGACGAAUAUUUGAUUUGGCAAAACUUCGAACAAAAAGAUCAGCAUUUUUCCCAACUGGGGUUAAUGUCUGUCCACAGGAAUCCAUGAAACAGAUUUUAGCCAGUCUUCAAGCUUAUUAUAGAUUGAGAGUGUGUCAGGAAGUGGUGUGGGAAGCAUACAGGAUCUUCCUGGAUCGCAUCCCUGACACUGAGGAGUACCAGGACUGGGUUAGCAUCUGCCAGCAGGAGACCUUCUGCCUCUUUGACAUUGGGAAAAACUUCAGCAACUCACAGGAGCACCUGGAUCUUCUUCAGCAGAGAAUAAAACAGAGAAGCUUCCCUGAGAGAAACGAUGAACUGUCUAUAGAGAAGACAUUAGCAGACCCUGAUGAGACUGCUGUGUUUUCAACAGAUGUUGCCAAUGGCUCAGUCGGGCACUUUCCUCUUGCUCUUGAUGACACACACCUCAAUGAAAUUCUCGGUAGCCUCAAUGACACCAACAAGCCUACAACAGAACAAGAGACUGAACUCACUAAUGUUUCGGAGGACCCACUGGAGGAGGACCCACUGGAGCAGAGGGUGGAGUUCAGCAUCUCUCUGCCAAACCAGAAGUUCAAGGCAGAGCUUGCUGACUCCCACUCCACUUACUACCAGGAGCUGGCAGGAAAGUCACAGCUGCAGAUGCAAAAGGUAUUUAAGAAGCUGCCAGGAUUCAAAGAGAUCCAUGUGUUAGAAUUUAGACCAAAGAAAGAAAGAAAUGGUUCAAGUUCCAUAGAGAUGCAACUUACGGCCAUCUUUAAUAAAGAUGCUGCGGAAGCAAAAAGACCCACCGGUGACCUCCUAUCAUUUGAUUCCAACAAAAUUGAAACUGAAAGACUCCACCAGGGAACCAUGGAGGAGAACAAGCAAUCAGAAAUCUAUCUCACAAUCACAGACCUCAAAAAACUGAUCAGCAGAGUACUAGAGGAAGACCAGUCCUUGGAUGUGGGAACAAUUCAGUUCACUGAUGAAGUUUUACCAUCACCAGUCUCCAAACCUGACACCCAGUCAGGGUUGCCCACACCCCUUGCUGAUGUCAUAAAGGAUGUUACUUUGAGUCCAGAGCUUCCUCUUAUUGAACCCAGGGUUGAUACAAUGGAGAGAGAAGGACCUGGCCAACCUGACAGUUCUUGGUCUCCACCUGAAAUGGCCUCUGCCUCCCUGUCAGAAACACCACCUUUCUUUACGGCAUCAAGCAUCUUCUCUCUGACUGAUCCAAGCACCACAGACAUAACGUCUAUUGACCAGACAGUACUAGGUCCAGGGCUCACUCUCCCCACCAGUGAUUAUUCUACCAUCAGCCAGUUAGCUUUGGAAAUUUCACAUUCAUCUGCAUCUUCACAUGGCAGCAGGUUCAGUACAAGCAGUGAAGAUGUGAUCAGAGACCUAGAAGAAAUUGAUGUGUCCGACAAUUUUGUAUCAUCAGAGAUACCAGGACUGAGUGGAUAUGUUUCUACCCCAGAUCAUCUCUUGGAGAGCACCACUCCUGAUCCUGCUUUACAAUAUAUCACCACUAGCUCCAUGACCUUUGCCACCAAAGGCCAAGAGCUGGUAGUAUUCUUCAGUCUGCGUGUUGCUAACAUGCCUUUCUCCAAUAACCUGUUCAACAAGAGCUCUGUGGAGUACCAAGCUCUGGAGCAGCGGUUCACACAGCUGCUGGUUCCGUAUCUGCAAUCUAAUCUUACAGGAUUUAAGCAACUUGAAAUACUUAGCUUCAGAAAUGGGAGUGUGAUCGUGAACAGCAAGGUGAGGUUUGCUAGGUCAGUGCCGUAUAACCUCACCAAGGCCGUGCACGGGGUCCUGGAGGAUUUUCGUUCCACUGCCGCCCAUCAACUUGAUUUGGAAAUAGACAGCUAUUCUCUCAACAUUGAACCAGCUGAUCAAACAGAUCCUUGCAAAUUCCUGGCCUGUGAUGAAUUUUCCCAGUGCAUAAAGAAUGAAUGGACGGAGGAAGUGGAGUGCCGGUGCAGACCAGGAUACGAGAGCCAGGGGGAACUGGACGCAGACCUCUGUGCCCCUGGAGAGGAAUGCAAGGCCCUUCAGAGAAAGGGAGCCCCAUGCAGGUUACCAGAUCACUCUAAAAAUCAAGCAUAUGAAACUAGUAUUAAAAAGUUCCAACAUCGGCAAAAUUAUAAGGGAACCAAGAAAAGAAAUUCUGACUUACUGGAUGUAGGACUUGAAGAAUUUAACCAUCAAGAUUUGGAAGAAAAUUAAAAACUGAAAAUGUACAAAUUAUCAUUUAAGCUAUCUCAAGAGAGUUGAUUUGCUUUCUCAAGAAAACUGUGUCCACUCCAUCAAUAUUCUGAAAACAGAGGCAGGUAGAGUCACUGGUCAUCAGAAUCCAGGCACAGAGUCAACACUGAGAACCAGCACACACUAUGUUUCAAGUAUAGAAGUCAUGCACUUGAUGACUAGCAAAUCCUGAAAAGCACUUUUUAUUAAAACCCAAAACACAAUCAGUAAAACAUAUUUUGACUAUCUUGGAUGAUAGUCAAGGUAAUAGUAAACCAGGUUUACUUCUAUACCUUUAAAAUAUUACCCAAAGACCAUUUGCAACUUCUUGUUUUGGGGAUUGAACAUUAUAUCAGGAAAUAAGCACUUUAUAUUUUAUAAUGUACAUUUAAAACAUGAUCAUUUGUGCAAGGAUACAGGUCUAACUGCAUGAAUGUAUGCAGAAUGUAAGUGAUGAGUGUAUCUAUGCUCCACACAAUAUCUGAUAUACAUUUGUCUUCAACACUUAGACACUAGUAUUAUAUACACAAUUGCCGCUUACACAAUAGAUUGUUUUAUUCCCCAAAAUUUCUAAAUUGUUAUUUUUAAAAAAGGCAAAUUGAGGUUCAGAUAGAUCAAUCAUGGGAAGAUAUUGUUACUACACAAAGUGAUUUUAAAGGAAGACACCAUACUGGUAAGAGGUGGGAGGCGAAGUUGUUCUGUCUGACCUAAUUCCUGUUUUCCAACAGAUGUAUAAUAUACUUCUCCCUACACUAAUUUUGGUGUGGGUUUACCUAAAUGUAACCCAGUUCAGUUUCAAUGUUUCAAAUUUAUUCCUCUACAUUUUUCAAAAAUCCCAUUAUCAAAUAUAUUUGCUGCAAUUCUUAAUUUUAAAAAAAUGUGACAAGUACUAUAUUCAUAGAUUUAUAAUAAAAUGUAUG